AUAUACCGGUAUAUUAUCUAGAAGAUUAUUUCUUUCUGUUUUGAUUCCCAGACAUUGCUACGACCAUUGUUGUAGGAAAUUGCCCAAUUUCACCUCACUGGUCCAAAUGUUUUGACUGACUACAAAUAAUGUACAAUAUCUUUGUUCAUCUCUCUAUGCUCGUGACAUUUAGUGACGAGUAAAAUAAUUUCAUUCUUUUCCACUAGAUGGCAGAAGGUACGGAAUUAUUGUGUAUUCACUUUUUACGAUGUUGUUGGUGGUGUGCCAAGGUAUGAGAUUUGAAAAAUAUUUGUUCUGGCUAUAAAUUUAUUUGUCAGGUUUGAUGUACAGUAUUACAAUUCUAUUAAUUGUUGUUCUUAUUUUGCCAUUGAAUUGUUAAUUUAAAUGCUAUUCAUUCAGCCAUGGUUGGAUAAUAUAAAAUAUUCAAAACUUAUAAACAAGAACACAUGUAUUUAAUAUCUUGUAUGUAUUUAGAAUCAUUUAGCAAAUUACUUUAUAGAUAUGUUAAAUUUAGGGCAUUUUUGUGUGGGUUAUCUCCAGGUACUCCGGUUUCCUCCCACAUUACAAAAACAUGCAUUUUAGGUUGUUUGGACACUGUACUGUAAAUAGUUCCUAGGCAUGACUGUGAAUGGUUGUUCGUUUGUGUUCACAGUACUCUGUUAUUUGGACUGAAGGGUGUUGGGAUAGGUUCAGAUAACGGAUGGACCUUUUCCUUUAACAACAUUCAACAAUUAUACCUGCACACUUUUACUACAAAGAUUCCGCAAUUUCCAAAUAAUGUCCAAAAAUUUGAAAUCCCGUCAGACCACAGAACACUUUUACACUUUGCAUCUGUCCAUUUCAGGUGAGCUUGGACCCAGAGUAGCCAACAAAGUUUAUGGGUGUUGUUGAUAAAUGGUUUUUGCUUUGUAUAGUGGAGGUUUAAAUUGCACCUACGGAUGUAGCACCAAACUGUAUUGACUGAAAUUGGUUUUCUGAAGUUUUCCUGAAUAAAAAUAAAUAAAAUAAAAAAAAUUCAAUGUCCAUGGUUGUUUCCCAAAAAACGUUUAUCAGUUUGAACAUCAAAUAUUUACUGUAUGCAAUGUAUUAAAUUAAAUAUAGGUUGAAAAUUAUUUACGAAUCAUUGUAUUCUGUUUUUAUUUAUGUUUAACACAAAGUGCCAACUUCAUUUGAAUAGUUUGUUUAUGAAUAUAGAAUUAUGUGUUUUUGCCCAGUAAUAAGCCUGGAAAGUAAUUGGUUACUAGCAGCCUCUAAGCAGCUCUGUCACGGGCAUUACAUGUCCACUUCCAAACAAAGCAGUCCGACCCCACCACCCCACCAUCCCUCACAAAUGCCUUUCUGUCCUUCAUAAGAGCAUUAAGCAAAGAUUUCUCAUGUGGCACCAAGUGGGAAUAGACUAACCAUAGUGUCAGCGCAACGCCACUUCAGAGUCUAGAGGCAGAGUAAGCAUGGAGUUUGUUUACGAGCUUUUAGGGGACAAUGCUUGGCUGUACAUAAGUGCCACCUUUGCCGUGUUGUGGAUUGCCGCGUGGUUGUACAGAGACAGCCUGGAGAUCGAAGACGUGUCCAACAAAUACGUCUUUGUGAGCGGCUGUGACUCAGGCUUUGGAAACCUUCUGUGCAAGAAGCUGGAACGAAAGGGCUUUCACGUGCUGGCUGGCUGCCUGACCGAAAAAGGAGCCGAGGAGCUGAAGAAGAUGACGGGGCCCUACUUGAAGACGGUACUACUGGAUGUGAGCAGUCAGGACAGCAUCCAGAAAGCCAUGGAAUGGACCAAGAAGGAAGUUGGCGACAGUGGGCUCUGGGGUAUUGUGAACAACGCUGGCCGCUCUCUGCCCAUGGGUCCCACUGAGUGGAUGAAAGUGGAAGACUUCCACAGCACGCUCAAGGUCAACAUGAACGGUGUGAUCGGCAUGACCGUCACUUUCCUUCCCUUGGUCAAGAAAGCCCGAGGGCGCGUGGUCAACGUGGCAUCUGUACUGGGCCGGGUGGCAGCAAACGGCGGCGGCUACUGCAUGUCCAAGUUUGCCGUGGAGUCUUUCUCCGACUGUCUCAGGAGAGAUAUCAAUUACUUUGGGGUGAACGUGUGCAUCAUUGAGCCGGGCUUCUUCAAGACAGCUGUGACCAACCUCGAGCCCAUCGAGAGGGAACUGCACCGCUUGUGGAACCAGCUCAGCCCUGAAGUGCAAGCAAGCUACGGAGACAAAUACUUGGACAAGUACAUUAGGAUCCAGCGCUUCAUCAUGAACGCCAUCUGCGAUACGGACCUGACCAAGGUGACAGGCUGCAUGGAGCACGCGUUGACCGCUGUGUACCCUCGGACCCGCUACAGCGCCGGGUGGGACGCCAAGCUCCUGUGGAUCCCGUUGUCGUAUAUGCCGUCCUGCGUGGUGGAUAUCGGACUCAAGCUGGUUCUGCCCCGUCCGUCCAAGAGUGUGUGACCACUCACAACUUGAGUCGUUCACCCUGGCAUAGAGGAUGCUGUGAAGCAAGUAAUACUUAUCUGAAAUGCAAAUUAAUUAGUCUAUAAUUACAAAUAUAUUUAUACAUUAGGUGCAUAAUGCCACUAAUUUAAACUGAAUAAAUAUGCUUCUCUUAUGUGA
Hippocampus zosterae (dwarf seahorse) is the source of this 2603-nucleotide messenger RNA. RefSeq names its product retinol dehydrogenase 5 (11-cis/9-cis) (gene rdh5). The transcript has 6 exons. The record is from RefSeq and is a predicted model, not a curated record. The coding region runs from base 1449 to 2441 and encodes 330 amino acids. Gene Ontology annotation, molecular function: oxidoreductase activity. NCBI's taxonomy places the organism in Eukaryota, Metazoa, Chordata, Actinopteri, Syngnathiformes, Syngnathidae.